AUGAAGGGUGAUUUGAACAGCCCACAAUUUGAUAACGGUCAGCUGAAGGGUGAUUUGAACAGCCCGCCAUCUGAUAACGGUCUGAUGAAGGGUGAUUUGAACAGCCAACCAUCUGAUAACAGUCAGAUGGGGGGUGAUUUGAACAGCCCACCAUCUGAUAACGGUGAGAUGAACGGUGAUUUGAACAGCCCACCAUCUGAUAACUGUAUGGAGGGUGAUUUGAACAGCCCAUCAUCUGAUAACGGUCAGAUGAAGGGUGAUUUGAACAGCCCACCAUCUGAUAACGGUAAGGAGGGUGAUCUGAACAGCCCACCAUCUGAUAACGGUCAGAUGAAGGGUGAUUUGAACAGCCCACCAUCUGAUAACGGUAAGGAGGGUGAUUUGAACAGCCCACCAUCUGAAAAAGGUAAGGAGGGUGAUUUGAACAGCCCACCAUCUGAUAACGGUAAGGAGGGUGAUUUGAACAGCCCACCAUCUGAUAACGGUCAGAUGAAGGGUGAUUUGAACAGCCCACCAUCUGAUAAUGGUAAGGAGGGUGAUCUGAACAGCCCACCAUCUGAUAACGGUAAGGAGGGUGAUUUGAACAGCCCACCAUCUGAUAACGGUAAGGAGGGUGAUUUGAACAGCCCACCAUCUGAUAACGGUAAGGAGGGUGAUUUGAACAGCCCACCAUCUGAUAACGGUCAGAUGAAGGGUGAUUUGAACAGCCCACCAUCUGAUAACGGUGAGAUGAAGGGUGAUUUGAACAGCCCAACAUCUGAUAACGGUAAGGAGGGUGAUUUGAACAGCCCACCAUCUGAUAACGGUCAGAUGAAGGGUGAUUUGAACAGCCCACCAUCUGAUAACGGUAAGGAGGGUGAUCUGAACAGCCCACCAUCUGAAAAUGGUAAGGAGGGUGAUUUGAACAGCCCACCAUCUGAUAACGGUAAGGAGGGUGAUCUGAACAGCCCAACAUCUGAUAACGGUCAGAUGAAGAGUGAUUUGAACAGCCCAACAUCUGAUAACGGUCAGAUGGAGGGUGAUUUUAACAGCCCAACAUCUGAUAACGGUCAGAUGAAGAGUGGUUUGAACAGCCCAACAUCUGAUAACGGUCAGAUGAAGAGUGGUUUGAACAGCCCAACAUCUAAUAACGGUCAGAUGAAGAGUGGUUUGAACAACCCUACAUCUGAUAACGGUCAGAUGGAGGGUGAUUUGAACAGCCCGCCAUCUGAUAACGGUCAGAUAAAGGGUGAUUUGAACAGCCCAACAUCUGAUAACGGUCAGAUGAAGGGUGAUUUGAACAGCCGACCAUCUGAUAACGGUCAGCUGAAGGGUGAUUUGAACAGGCCGCCAUCUGAUAACGGUUAG
Messenger RNA from Pecten maximus, 1347 nucleotides. RefSeq names its product hyphally regulated cell wall protein 3-like. The transcript has a single exon. Bases 1 to 1347 code for a protein of 448 amino acids. The record is from RefSeq and is a predicted model, not a curated record. Lineage: Eukaryota; Metazoa; Mollusca; Bivalvia; Pectinida; Pectinidae.